Camellia sinensis is the source of this 4085-nucleotide messenger RNA. Lineage: Eukaryota; Viridiplantae; Streptophyta; Magnoliopsida; Ericales; Theaceae. The record is from RefSeq and is a predicted model, not a curated record.
AAAAAAUACUAGCAUAUUGGAGCAAACUGAUCUUCGUUCUUCUCCUUGCAACCCACCCAUCACUCUGUUUCCUUCCUUUUCAAAGAAAAGAAAAGAAAAGAACAUGGCCGGCGCGUUGGUUGGGGGAGCAUUGCUGUCUGCUACCCUUCAAGUGUUGUUUGAUCGGUUGGCCUCUCGCGAGGUCAUCAACGUCUUCCGGGGCCGAAAGGAUGGCGAUAGACUCCUCAAGAGGCUCAAGCUAUCAUUGUUGGGACUUAAUGCUGUGCUGAAUGAUGCUGAGAACAAGCAAAUCACUAACCCAGCUGUGAAAGAGUGGGUGGAAGAGCUUAAAGAUGUCAUCUACCAUGCAGAUGAUUUAGUAGAUGAAAUUGCUACCGAAGCUUUGCGCUCCAAGUCCGAAGCCGACUACCAAAGCAGCAGCAGCAGCACUAGCCGCCACAGCCGCCUAAGCCAGGUACUAAAUUUAAUCCCUCUGACCUCAACAUCCUCUGGCUCUACUACUGCUAGUUUCUUUAAUGCGGGGAUAGAGUCCAGGCUAGAGAAGAUCAUUGAUGACUUGGAAUAUUUUGCACAAAAGAAAGAUGUCCUUGGUUUGACAGAAGUUUGCGGACAUAAUAACUGCUUUCUCAAGUCCCAAACCUCUUCUUUGGUCGAUGAAUCUGGUGUUUAUGGAAGGGAUUUUGACAAGGAGGAUGUAAUGAAGGUGCUGCUCUCCGAUGAUGAUGCGAGUGGUAGUAAUGAGAUAGGUGUGCUUGCAAUAGUGGGGAUGGGUGGGGUUGGCAAGACCACCCUUGCUCAACUUUUAUAUAAUGAUGAUAGAGUGGUUGAUCACUUUAAAAUGAAAGCAUGGGUUUGUGUCUCUGAAGAAUUUGAUGUUCUAAGCGUUACCAGAUCAAUUUUUGAGGCAGUCACUGGAAAGGCUUGUGAUGCCAAGAACCUAGAUAUGAUUCGAGUCAAGCUGAAGGAGUUGUUGAUUGGGAAGAAAUUUCUUAUCGUCCUGGACGAUGUUUGGAAUGAGAACUAUGGUCACUGGGAAAGCUUGAGUCAGCGUUUUAGAUAUGGUGCACAUGGGAGUAGGAUUAUUGUUACAACACGCAAAGACAGAGUUGCAUCUGUCAUGAAAACUGUUCAUAUUCAUCGAUUGCAGGAAUUACCACUUGAAGAUUGCUGGAAAUUGUUUGCCAAAUAUGCAUUUGAGAAGGGAGAUUCCAAUUCACAUCCAAACCUUGAAAAUAUUGGCAAAGAGAUCGUGAAAAAAUGUAAAGGUUUGCCUUUAGCUGUGAAAACAUUGGCGGGUCUUCUGUGCUCUAAACGGGAUGCUGAGGAUUGGAAUAAUGUAUUGAAAAGUGCCAUAUGGGAUUUGCCAGAGGAUGACAUUCUUCCAGCCUUAAGAUUGAGCUAUCAUUAUCUCCCUCCACAUUUAAAGAGAUGUUUUGCUUAUUGUUCCAUAUUUCCGAAAGAUUAUGAAUUUAAAAUGGAGGAAUUAGUUCUAUUAUGGAUUGCAGAAGGUUUUGUGAAGCCAAGAAGUAACAAAACAAUGGAAGAAGUAGGUAAUGAAUGCCUCGAUGAAUUGCUGUCAAUGUCAUUAUUUCAGCCAAGUGCUAGAGAAUCUUGUUUCGUCAUGCAUGAUCUUGUUAAUGAUUUAGCUCAAUCUGUGUCUGGAGAUUUUUGUUUGAGGUUAGAGAAUGACAAGCCACAUAUUAUUGCUGACAAAGUACGCCAUUUCUCAUAUGCUAGAGGCACGUUUGAUGACUUUCAAAGAUUUAAGGUAAUCAAUGAGGCUAAGUUUUUAAGGACGUUCCUACCUUUAGGGCGUAGAUAUUUUCGGAAUUGGCUGAGUAAAAUGGUUUUGAAUGUUAUUUUGUCAAGACUAAUUUGCUUAAGGGUGCUGUCUUUGCCACAUUAUCGGAUUUUUGAAUUGCCUCAUUCAAUUGGCAAUUUGAUACAUCUACGCUAUUUGGAUCUCUCUCACACGCAAAUCCUACAAUUGCCAGAGUCUGUUUGUAACCUGUAUAAUUUACAAACAUUGCUAUUGAUUGAUUGCUAUAAUCUUACUACCUUGCCAACAGAGAUCGGAAAAUUAAUUCUCUUGCGUCAUCUUGAUAUCAGUGGAACUGCAAAGUUAAGGGAGAUGCCAAUGCAAAUGAGUCGAUUAAAAGAUCUCCAAACAUUAACUGCCUUCGUAGUGGGAAAGUGUAGCUGUUCAGGUAUUAAUGAGUUGAAGGAGUUUCAUCAUCUUCGUGGAAGCCUCUCCAUUUCAUGUUUGCAAAAUAUAACGAGUUGCACGGAUGCAAUGGAAGCAAAGCUGAAGGAGAAAAAGUUCAUAGGAACAUUGGUGCUGAGCUGGGAUAGUGGAAAUCCUAAUGAUUCAGAAAGUGAAAGAGAUGUACUUGACAAACUACAACCUCAUACAAACUUGAAACACCUAGAGGUAAACAGGUACCGAGGCACAAGAUUUCCGGAAUGGUUGGGAGAUCAAUCAUUCUGUAAUAUGGUGUCUUUGUCUCUGCAAAAUUGUGAGGAUUGCUUUUUCUUGCCGUUGCUUGGUCAACUGCCCUCUUUGAAACAUCUUACCAUUUCUGGGAUGCCGAGCAUAACAAAGGUGGGCCCUGAAUUCUAUGGGGAUUGUUCUUUAAGCAAACCAUUUCAAUCUCUAGAGACUCUUAGUUUUUCCAAAAUGUUGGAUUGGGAGGAAUGGUAUAUAUUAGAUGAUGGAGAGUUCUCUCGGCUUCAAGAGCUUCGGGUAACCAACUGUCCGAAACUGAUUGGAGGCUUACCCAAACACAUUCCAUCUUGGGUGAGAGUUGAGAUUAGGGACUGCCCAGGGCUUAUGGCUUCACUUCCUAGGACAUGUGCUGCAAAUCAAUUAGUAUUGCAGGGAUGCAAUAGUGUAGAAUUGGGAUGGCAAGGUUUGUCUUCUCUCGUAAAUUUGGAAAUUUCAUCUGCAAGUUUGAAGGAACUGACACCCAAACUAUAUACCUUAAUAUAUCUGAAGGCUUUGAGGAUAGAGCGAUGUCCAGACCUAUUGUUAUUUCCAGACACAAGGUUGCCUCCCAUGCUUACAAACCUUACAAUCAUUGAUUGUAGGGCUAUAUGUUGUUUGCCGGAGAGAGUGAUGCGUCUCAACAGUUGCCUUAAACAUUUGAUUGUUCGUGCCUGUCCGAAACUAGUUUUUCCACUAUCUGAGGAGAUGGUGAACUGCUACACAUCCCUGGAAUCUUUGUCCUUGGCCACCUGUGAUACUCUCUCAUCCCUGCCACUAGGAUUGUUUCCAAAGCUUCAAUCUCUAAACAUCGAAAACUGUAGAAAUUUUGUGACUCUUUCAACUCUAAACGGACUUGGAUUCCAAAAUUUCACAUCACUCGAAUGGCUUUACUUGGAUGGGUGCUCUAAUAUGGAAUCUUUUUCGCAACAAGUAUUAAUAGCUCCCAAUCUGAAAAGUUUUGGUCUCUGGAACUGCAAGAAACUCAAGUCGUUGCCCGAUCGAAUGCAUAGCCUCACAUCUCUUCAAUCAUUGAGUAUAUGGAACUGCCCAGGAAUUGAGUCAUUUUUGGAAGGGGGUCUGCCCUCCAGCUUACAUGGUCUUGAAAUCAGGAAUUGUGCGAAACUUGUGGCUCGGAGGAGAGAGUGGGGUUUGCAAAGACUCCCUUCUCUUACAAGUUUUUAUAUCUCGGGUGAAUAUGAAGAAGAUGUCCUAGAGUCCUUUCCGGAGGAGGGUCUGUUGCCCUCAACUCUCAUAUGGCUGGAGAUCAAAGACGUACCAAAUCUCAAAUCGCUGAACAACAGGGGCCUUCAACAUCUUGCCUCUCUCAAAAACAUGAGGAUUGCGGGGUGCGCUCAACUCCAAUCCUUGCCGGAAGAAGGGCUUCCAACCUCCCUCUUUUUGCUGGAAAUCUCCAAGUGUCCAUUGUUGAAACCUCGUUGCCUAAGGGAGGAAGGACAAGACUGGCAUAAGAUUGCUCGCAUCCCCUUACUACAUACGGAUUCUGAACUCAGCUUUGAUCAACGCACUCUCGCUCCAACACAACAUUACUCUCUGUUUUAUAUCAUUUGGUAGUCAGAAAUCUUCUUACCUUUCAAGUCAG